CUUGGGAGUUGGGGGCGGGGAGCUCAUUUGUGCCAACUUUGUUUUUCGUGUUUAUUACACCCAGAGGUGGCGGGUCGGUGGCAUCCGAGGGCAGAGUGUGUACGUGGGGCGUGGGUCUAAGGCGCCCGCUUGGUAGCGCGUCCCCGUGUUUCCGCGUUCUCGUGGGCAGCCGCAAGCUUCGCUUUCCCGGAGCUUUUCAGAUCACGAGUGUCGAGGGCCGAGGGAAGCAAAGAUAACUGGCGUCCCGGCAGCGUCCUGGCUGCAUCCCUGUCCUAGCAGUGUGUCCUCAAGGUUCCGCGAGACGCAGUGACCCCUGAAGGCGUCCUGGAGCAGCGCUGGCGAGCUCUACUGGCCUGACUGCGGGAAGCAAGGCGCGGUGCAGAUGAGGAACCCUGGGCUAGGGAGAGGUGACCCGUGUUCCUGGAGGUGGUCAGGACAGUUUCGUGGUUGCUUGGGAGCUGUAGGAAAUUGUUCCUCGGGAGAGAAGAGGACGUUUGCACCUUUGCGGUGUGACUUUACAAAAUAAGUGCUCUCUGAGGGAGGGUAAGGGCCAGGAGAGGCACUGGUAGCCAGGUGUCCUCAUUGGGGCAGUAAAGACUGAACCUAGGCGUUCCCUGGCUCUUCUCAGUUCCCCAAAGACUCUUACAUGAACCGUGAGAACCCCAUCUUCACAUCCAACUGCCCUGGACUUGUCAAGUGGCAGACAAAACAUUUUGCCGGUGUAUGCAAGCACACUCUACCUGAAGUCCAUCUACCUGUUGUCCUGGAAUUGGAGCAAUUCCCUGACCAGAUAAACUCUUUCAGACCCCCAGCUGGCUAUGUGAUGAAUUCAAGGAUCGAGCCCAGUGGUACAACGGCCAUUGGAGAGCUGUGUUUUGAGCACGUUCAUUCCAUACCUGGAAAAAUGGUGUCCCAGUCCACAGGUUGGGGAGACUAUCCUGUGGACCCCUAUGAAGGGACGAGCCGUGCCUUUCAGGACACUGAUGGCUUGCCCAGCCUCCUGAACACUGACCAAGCUGCUUGCCAAUUAGAUGUGAGGUUCCUAAGACACAAAGCUUCCUGGAUCAACCCACUGUGUAUGCAGCAGCCACUUCAAGAAUUAUGCUCCCAAAGACCAACCGUGCAGACCAGUGAGAACCGCGUGGUGGUGGACACUCCCUCUCCUUUGCGCCUUUCGAUAUUGUCCUCCAGGAACUCCCUGGCUGAGAUGCCAUUGUCUGAGGAUACUGCUGAUGUCAUCUGCAGCAACUCUGCUCAUUGCUCUGGGGGAAAGAAGGAUGACUUCUUCCUGGCUACAGAAGAGCAACAGGUUCAUCCUCAACAGGAAUCUCUGCUCAAAAACCCCAAGACUGUGGCCACUUCCCCAUCCCCUGAGGAGGACGGUGCCUGUGCUGAGUCUCCUCAUUUGACAGCUUCUACAGAUAACGGUGAUGCUCAAAGCAGCAGCAGAAGCCAUGCUUGGAAUUUCUUCCCACUAGAGACGUUCAUGCUGCCUGCUGGCGUGGAAAAGGAAAAUCUCCACUUUUAUGCUGCAGACAUGACUAUCUCAGUAAUAGAGAAUAUGAAGUGCAGCCUCUUGAGUCAGCAGCAGUCAGAGAUCUGGGGCACAGGAGAGGCCAGCAGGUCACGUGGGACUGGAGCAGAAGUGACCUUCUCUACCCAUGCAGAGCAGGAGCCAGGCUCCUGGGCUUCUUCACACACUGGCUGCAAAGGUUGUGCUGCACUCCAGGUCAGCCCAGUGGCUGAGACCCUUUCUUACUGUCCUGUGGUGGGAGAGGCCUGCAAACAUGACUUGAACAAAUUGGUCAUGUUAGAACUUGGGGAAUCUAAGAAAGUCAAGGAAGGCUGCGGAUGCUCCUAUAACUCUUUAAAGAGUGCAACUUGCGAGUCAAACCUCAGUCCCACUGGCCUCUUAGCCAGGGAGUUGUUCCGAGGGUUCUGUAAGUACCGGAUGCUGUCAGAAGUCAAUUGCCGGCUGCCAGGCUUCCCGACAGCAGCUAGUUCAGGAGUUGGGGAUGAAGAACAUGCUGAGGAAGACUUUGACUCCAGUGUGGAUGCAACACAGGAAGUCAUGCUUAAGUCUAGGGUCCCGGGGACUGAAGACUGGGUGCCCCCUCGAUGCCAAAUCAUACUUACUGUUCACCCACCAAUCAAGCGGGACAUAGCCGUAGUGGCCCAGAACUUCUUCUGUGCUGGAUGUGGGACUCCAAUACAGCCCAAGUUUGUGAAGCGGCUCCGGUACUGUGAGUAUCUCGGGAAGUACUUCUGUGACAGCUGCCACUCAUCUGCAGAGUCCUGUAUCCCUGCGCGAAUCCUGAUGAUGUGGGACUUCAGGAAGUACCAAGUCAGCGAUUUCUCUAAAUGGCUGCUGGACAGUGUAUGGCAUCAGCCUGUCUUCAACCUGUCAGGCGGUCAUCACAGCCUCUAUGCAAAAGCUAAGGAACUGGAUAGGGUGAAGGACAUCCAGGAACAACUUUUUCAUAUCAAGAAGCUGUUGAAGACUUGCAGGUUUGCUGACAGUGUGCUGAAGGAGUUUGAGCAGGUUCCCAGCCACUUGACUGAUGAGUGCCACAUAUUCUCCAUGGACGACUUCCUCAGGACCAAGAAAGGACUGUUGGCACCUUUGCUCAAAGACAUCUUGAGAGCUUCUCUUGCCCACGUGGACAGCUGUGAGCUGUGCCAGGGGAAGGGCUUCAUCUGUGAGUUUUGCCAGAGCACGACUGUCAUCUUCCCAUUUCAGACCACGACUUGUACCAGAUGUGCAGGGUGCAGGGCCUGCUUUCACAAACAGUGUUUCCAGUCUUCGAGAUGCCCCCGCUGUGCCAGGAUGACAGCCCGGAGACAACAUUUGGAGAGCUUGUCCCCUGCAGCGACAUGAUGGCUCAAAGUUGCCCCAAGCAUCUCUUGACAUUACCAAAUUGUGUCUGCUCCUGGUAACAUUGUUUCAGAUGCUAAGUAUUUUGUAAUAAGAAAAAGAGGGCCAAAAUUCCCCUCUUGUGUGUAUGUAUUUAAUGCUUUCAGGGAGUAUAGAAGUUUUGUUAUUAGUAAUAGGGUUGUUAAUAAGGGUUUGUUUACAAUUGUUUGACAUGGUUUUGCUGCUACUGGCUGUUUUUUAAAUAAGUCUUUUUUCAUUUAAGUUGCACUGGUAUAUAUAUAUAUAUAUAUAUAUUUUUAUGUUAAAUACAGAACCUUUUUUUUUUUUUUAAUGAACUGUAACUGACAAGGUAAUGUAGUGUUUGUGAAAUGGAUUGGUGCCACAAGGAAGCAAAGGGCCACAUGAAUUCUGUUUGGCUAAGUUUUUGUUAAAAACUACUGUUGAAUGUUG
Mastomys coucha (southern multimammate mouse) is the source of this 3325-nucleotide messenger RNA. It is a transcript of the gene Rubcnl, whose product is annotated as rubicon like autophagy enhancer. Bases 647 to 2878 code for a protein of 743 amino acids. The transcript is spliced from 14 exons. NCBI's taxonomy places the organism in Eukaryota, Metazoa, Chordata, Mammalia, Rodentia, Muridae. Gene Ontology annotation, biological process: autophagosome-endosome fusion; autophagosome-lysosome fusion; autophagosome maturation. Gene Ontology annotation, cellular component: intracellular membrane-bounded organelle; autophagosome membrane. The record is from RefSeq and is a predicted model, not a curated record. Gene Ontology annotation, molecular function: phosphatidylinositol phosphate binding.